Molecule: messenger RNA, 651 nt
Organism: Photinus pyralis (common eastern firefly)
Lineage: Eukaryota; Metazoa; Arthropoda; Insecta; Coleoptera; Lampyridae
Source: RefSeq, a predicted model, not a curated record
AGAUCCCAUAAUUAUUGAAGAUGAUCCAGAUGAAACUAUUGUGAAAGUUGAAAAUGAUAUUGUGGCAUUAGAACCUUUGAACACUGUCGAAGGAAAUAUCGAAUCCGUCGAUGCGAGUUAUAUGGAUCUAAAGCAAGAAACGGAAUUAAAUACCGCGCUCUAUCAACAAGAAUGUGUAAUGAACGUUGUAAGCGCAGGAAUAGAGAAACCAAUGGAAGCUGUCGAGAUGAAGCAGGCCGCAGAUUUGGCACUCGAUCUAGAUCUAUUAAACGAUGAUGGCACAGAAGAAGCGUCUGUUGAUUUAAACCGUAAUCAAAGUUUGACCAAAACACCUCGAAAACUCUAUAACCGCCGUCGGCUAAGGUCGGGCAAACUAUAUCGUUAUCUGGUGGGAAUGGAAUUGCCGAAUUCUGCCACAGCAAGGUCCAAAAUAGUUAAAAAGAAACUUGUAAACAAAUCAAACGAAGUUUUGGGCUGUACCUUUUGUUCUAAUUGGAAAAGAGCUCUUGCUCUUCAUUUAAAAUCCGGCGACUGUCCACUUCUUGAAUGGAGAAAGUAGUUCAUUAUGUCGUAAUUGUACAGUUUAUUUAUUAAUAAACACCCGAAAUUAAUUAAAUUAAUUAAUUAAAUUAAUAAACAACCGAAAUAUUA